CUUCCCCCCACAGUUCUAUUAUAUCUCAAGGAGCGAGGACCCCGGGCCCCUGCGCUAUGACAUAAUGACCCCUCAUCCAUGCCACUUUGCUCUGGGGGUGAUUUUUUUCCUCCUCCCCAUCACAGGUGCCACGAGGAAAACAUUCGUGAGAGGUCAGAAUAUUACGGCCACAGUCGGCAGCACCGUCACCCUGGGGUGUCAUCUCCUCAUACAGGACACCAAAGUCAUUCAGGUCAACUGGAACUUCUGCAAUGACGUUCACAUCGCGUUUCAUGUCAAUCAGCCGGACACAGAAGGAAUGGUGUUGGCGGAGUUCUCCCACCGCGUCUCCCUAGCAAAGGAUUAUGGGAUCAGCGUCUCAGGGGUCAACAGGAACGACAGUGGACAUUACUGCUGCGUCUACAACACCUUCCCACAAGGCAGCUUCACCGGGACGACCUACCUGCAGGUCGUGUCUGAGGACACUUGGACACCUGGGUAUUACUUGUGGAUCGGCUGUGGACUCGGGGGACUUCUUGUCAUCGUUGUUAUAGGCGCGGGGAGUUUCUAUUACAAGAAGAAGAAAUCUGGGGCGCCUUACUCCAAUGUCAACCUAUCAGGAGCAAAACCCUCAGGCUCAAACACACAGAAUCCAGCCGCGGUCACAGCGGCAAGUGACAUAGAAGAGGAUGAGGCCAAUGAAUACUUCAAUGUCAUCCUGUACGGCAUGUGAGCCGCUGGUACUGUCUCCUCAGCGUCAGGAGGCUGCACAUGUGCAACAUAUGUUAAAUAAAGAAUAUUAUUAUUAUUAGUCAUAAA
Molecule: messenger RNA, 798 nt
Organism: Bufo gargarizans (Asiatic toad)
Lineage: Eukaryota; Metazoa; Chordata; Amphibia; Anura; Bufonidae
Gene: TIGIT
Product: T cell immunoreceptor with Ig and ITIM domains
Exons: 4
Coding region: 65-712 (215 amino acids)
Biological process (GO): positive regulation of interleukin-10 production; negative regulation of interleukin-12 production; negative regulation of T cell activation
Cellular component (GO): cell surface
Molecular function (GO): signaling receptor binding
Source: RefSeq, a predicted model, not a curated record